Messenger RNA from Dovyalis caffra, 540 nucleotides. NCBI's taxonomy places the organism in Eukaryota, Viridiplantae, Streptophyta, Magnoliopsida, Malpighiales, Salicaceae. The record is from the annotation of a GenBank genome assembly.
AUGUUUAAUAAGAGGUUUUUUAGCAAGGGAAUGGAGGAUGGUGGACUCGGUUUGGAGGAAGAGGAGUAUGCGGAUGCAAUUUUCAAUAUCCUUACUAAUGUAUUUUCAUUUUGUAUAUCCGAUGUUUUGCCAUUUCUAAGAGGGUUUGACUUAGAUGGUUAUACGAAGGUGAUGAAGGAGAAUUAUAGGAUCACCAAUAAACAUCACGAUCCUAUAAUUGACCGGAGGAUUCAACAAUGGAAGGAUGGCACAAAAAAGGAAAUGGAGGACUUGCUUGAUGUUUUAAUUAACCUAAAAGAUGAUAAUGACAAUCCUUUGUUGACAAAAGAUGAGAUCAAAGGUCAAAUUGUAGAAAUAGCAUUGCCAAUAGUGGAUAAUCCAUCAAAUGCUUAUGAAUCAGCAUUUAUAGAGAUGCUAAACCAACCCGAGAUAUUUGACAAGGCUAUUGAAGAACUGAAUAAAGUGGUUGGAACUUGGAAAAGAGAGACUAGUCUAAGAAUCGGACUUUGUGCGGCUCAAUUACGUGAAGCCAUGCGCUAG